CGUUAGAUAAAAAUCAUCGGGUCCUAAAUAUCAAAACAUUCAAAAUGGCGGCGUCUUUCAGGAGGACGAUCCUGAAGCUCGCACUGCUGCAGGAGUCUUCGCGUUCAGUUAGGUUUUUGGUGAAAGACAGAAGUCAGUACCGUUUCCUGUGGUCAGUCCAAAAGCACAAUAUACAAGUUGAACAGUCACAGAAUAAACCUUUUCCAGUACGAUGGCUGUCAGUUUGUACAGAAGACACCCCAAACCCCAGAAGUUUAAAGUUCCUUCCCGGGAAACCUGUGCUGGGAACCGGAACGCUAGACUUCCCGAAUUCAAGUUCUGCAGAUUGUUCCUCUUUAGCCAGGAAUCUUUUUCAGGUUGAAGGGGUGAAAAGUGUGUUUUUUGGCCCUGAUUUUAUCACACUUACAAAGAUGAAUGAUGAUGUUGAGUGGGCAGACGUUAAACAGCAUGCGAUUGAGAUUAUCACCAAAUUCUUUGAAAGUGGAGAAGCUAUAACAACAGGAGUAACGCCUCCAGAGAGCAAUGUGUCAGAGGAGGAUGAUGAGAUUGUCUCAAUGAUAAAAGAGCUUUUAGACACUCGAAUCAGGCCUACAGUACAGGAGGAUGGAGGAGAUGUCAUCUUUAAGGGCUUUGAGGAUGGCACAGUGAAGCUGAAGCUUGUUGGCUCUUGCACAGGCUGUCCCAGUUCCAAUGUUACUCUGAAAAGUGGCAUACAGAACAUGCUGCGGUUUUACAUUCCAGAGGUGGAUGAUGUUGAACAGGUGGAGGAUGAAGUGGAUGAAAUCAACAUGAAUGUGUUUUUAGAACUGGAAAAAAAAUUAAAAGACUCUUAAGCUACAAGCCGCUAGCCAUUUUGAUGACCUGAAGAUUUUCGACAUGUCCAGAGUGGCAGUCUUUGUGGCAGUCUGUCACCAUGCGUGCACACACACACAUUUGCACAUAUACACACUCCUUCACGCUGGCCUCCUUUUUGUGUAAUUUAGUGUGAAAGAAGUAGCAGAUAUAUAAUUUUUUAUAGUAUAGUAAAACAUAAUAAUAAUAAUAAAGAAUAUUAAAAUGCAUCAUUAACAAAUAAGUCAAAUGUUUUUUAUUUUAUAUUUCUUUAACAAAGCUAUGCUAUAAAUUCUCAAACUUUAAUUCAGCAUACCCAUGGUUUUACCCUACGUUGUACAUAAUUAAGGUAGGGUUUAAAGAUAGGACUAAAUCUGUCAGUGUUCCACUAAUACCACAAGGAAUCUUUAGAUCAGGUGUAGCUUAAAGUUUAAUGCAAACUAUUCAAAAGCAUGACUUUUGUGCUGCUUUAGUGCAGGUUAGAGGAGUAAAUAUCACUCCGAAACUGUAAAUUUUAGGCAGCUGUAUUGAGUUGUGCAUGUUCUCCUCAUGUUCUUCCCCUACUCCCCAAGUAUGGUGCCUUGUGAAUCCAGGCUUUGGAUUUGACAUGACCCUGACCAGAAUAAAGCUGAAAACACAUGAG
This is a messenger RNA of Tachysurus vachellii, 1474 nucleotides long. RefSeq lists its product as uncharacterized. The coding region runs from base 45 to 833 and encodes 262 amino acids. The transcript is spliced from 8 exons. Gene Ontology annotation, molecular function: iron ion binding; iron-sulfur cluster binding. Gene Ontology annotation, biological process: iron-sulfur cluster assembly. Gene Ontology annotation, cellular component: mitochondrion. The record is from RefSeq and is a predicted model, not a curated record. Lineage: Eukaryota; Metazoa; Chordata; Actinopteri; Siluriformes; Bagridae.